UCAAUAAUAAUUGAAGGUCGUCUGAAGUUCGGUCUGAUUAAAAUGAUCGAAACCUCAUUUAACGGGAAAGCCUUUGAGUGGAAAAUCUCAUGGACCUUCUGUCUUCCUCUCGAGAGCCGGUUCCGGUUCCUGUUCACCGAACCGAAGCCACACGCGAGCCACGCCUCUCAGCGCUGAGAGGCUGAAUCGAACAGCUGCAUCCAGCUCGCGCGUUCAGGCACGCGGGGCUGCGUGGGGGGGGGUCCCGCUCCCAGGUCGACCGGAGGCUUCAGUCCGCGGAUCACUGCGGGGGGAGAGGAUGAUGAGAGGACAGCUGCAGAGAAGGUUUUGAUAUGAAGAAGGACAUAGACUCACUGAUAGCAGAGGAACGUGCUGAGAUCAUUUCCAAAUAUGACAAGGGCAGACAGGAGGGCGUUGACAUCGACCCAUGGGAAGAUGCAGACUACACCAUCUACAAAGUCACCGACCGCUUCGGCUUCUUGCAUGAGGAGGAGCUGCCCACGCCAACGCCGCUCGAAGAAAAGCAAAAGCAGCAGGAGCUGGAGCGCGUGCAGAAAUGGCUGAAGAUGGUGAAGAAAUGGGACAAGUACAAGAACAGCGAGAAGCUGGUGAAGCGGGUGUACAAAGGCAUCCCCCUGCAGCUGAGAGGUCAGGCCUGGGCUCUGCUGCUGGAUGUGGAGAAGAUGAAGGAGGAGAACGAAGGAACGUAUGAGAGGAUGAAGCUGCAGGCUCGGAGUUUCUCCACGGAGAUCAAGCAGAUCGACCUGGACGUCAACAGAACCUUCAGGAACCACAUCAUGUUCAUGGACCGCUUCGGACUCAAGCAGCAGGCCCUGUUCCACGUGCUGGCGGCGUACUCCGUCUACAACACGGAAGUCAGCUACUGCCAGGGGAUGAGUCAGAUCGCCGCCAUGCUGCUGAUGUACCUGAAUGAAGAAGACGCCUUCUGGGCUCUAUCCCAGCUCCUCACCAACAGCAAGCACGCCAUGCAUGGGUUCUUCAUCCCGGGAUUUCCCAAACUGCACCGCUUCCAGGCUCACCAUGAGCUCAUCCUCUCCAAACUGCUGCCCAGGCUGAAGAAACACCUGGAUAAGGAGCAGAUGACCACGGGGCUUUACACCACCAAGUGGUUCCUGCAGUGCUUCAUAGACAGAAGCCCGUUCACGCUCACGCUGCGUUUAUGGGACAUCUACAUGUUAGAGGGAGAGAAGAUGCUGACCGCCAUGGCGUACACCACCCUGAAGCUGCACAGAAAGCGUCUGCAGAACCUGCAGCUGGAGGACCUGAGGGAGUUCCUGCAGGAGCAGCUGGCGGCUUCCUUCCUGUUCCAGGAUGAUGUGGUGGUUGAACACUUACAGGCGGCCAUGUCUGAGCUGCGAAGUAAGAAGAUGAACCUCCCUCCUCCAGCCAAGUCUGACGAGCUCCCCAAGAGGCCUUUGGGCGAAGAGCGGCGGCUUCUCCUGCAGCCGCUGCAGCCAGAACCCCCCACACAGGUCCAAAUGAGGCUGCAGGGCAGCGAGGGGGCCGGCGCAGACAGCAGUGGCCGGAGUCAGGCGGUCCCGGAUCCGAGAUGCUCCUCAAAAACUCCUCCCUCCCCGAGCCUGCCCCAACCACCUCCACCGCCUGCCGACAAGGCCUCUCCGGGAGUGGGGGGGCUCAGAGAUGCAGGGGAGGUUUGUCAGGAUGAGAGACAGCAGGAGGAGCAGACGAGACCCCCCCAGACCCAGGAGGAGCCUGCGGAGUGGCCCCCGCCCUACCAGCCCAGUGCUUCGGAUGUGGUGGACAUGCCGGCGGAGGAGGACUUCAUGGAUCUGCCAGACCUACCCCCCCCACCCUGUUCUUUCUGUGAUCAGGUUCCAACCCCCCCUCGGCCCCCUCCCCAGAAUACAAAGCCCCCCCGUCCAUUGGCAGUGUCCUCCCCUCCAAGCCUCCGGCCCUCGACUCCGUCGAAGUUCCCCGUCUCCCUGUUCGUCCCGUCCCCCCCCGGAAACAGACGCCCCUCCAACACCUCCCAGUACGACAACCUGUCCGACGACGAGCAGCUGGCAGACAGACUCCUGGCCUCGACUCCCGAGGAACGUCCCAGCAUGCACUGCACUCCACCCUAUUCUGUGGACAGGGACUAUGACCCCACCCACUACCCGCUGCCCCCGCCCCCUCUCCUCCUGUCCCGUUCGUUCUCUCCUCUUCCUCCCGGGACCUGCCCCCUCCCCAGUUUGCCUCAGGAGCCGGAGGACCGAGGAUACAGCUGGGUGCAGGACGCCACUCCCCCCCCUCCUCCGCCUAGUUUUGCCGACAGACUAAGCCCAUUUCAGGAGGGCGCAGCCCCCUUCCCAGACCAAGCGGCGCCCCCUACCUCCUGCAAGCCAUUCUGCAGGGGCCCCCGAGACCGCUCAACAUUCCCCGCCCCUCUGAUGUACACGGGCUCCCCCAGGGGUCACUCCAGGUCGCCCGGACAGCGCUCGCCGCUCCUUCAGUCCAGCUCAGACUUCUGCAGGGGGCCUCCGGGGGGGCAGCAGCUGCCCAAGUCAGUGACUUUUUGACAGCUCCAGUGAUGCCCCCCCAGGGGUGGCAGCCUGAAGUAAGGCUUGGUUUCAGAGCAUGAAAGGGUUACAUGACCUGUAGAGAAAAGGCUGUUCUGAGAGCCUCAGGUCACCAGUUCAUCCCCAAAUGGGCGUGUCUUAACCUUCCCAUGGUGCACUGGGGCUCCUAAAUAUAAGGGAAUAAGGGCUGCAGAAGUUUUCUACUGCAGUAAGCCGGCUCCCCGCCAUUGUUGGUCUGCAGCUGAUGGUGCAGUUGGAGUUUAAGGAUUAAAUUUCCAACAAAAGUCUCCCUCGAGCAUAUAUCAAACUCCACGCUCGCAGGGAAUGUUCCACGGGCGCAGGACGGUCUCCACGCUCGCUCCUCUACUCCUGCGUGCUGGUGAAACUUCUUCUCCGCGCUCAGGUGAGUAUUCUUAUGCUCCCGUGAAAGUAUUCUUACCCCCCUAAAACUAGUUCCGGCCUCUAAUGGAGGACUGUGUGCUCGUUGAUACUCAAGUAUUUCCAGGGUUUUUUAUCUUUCAAUGUUGAGUUUUUAAGGGAAUUAGUUUUAGGGGCGUAAGAAUACUUUCACAGGUGUGGAGACGGUCCUGCGCCCGUGGAACGUUCCUUGCGUGCGCGGAUUACGUUUAUUGCGUGCGUAGAGUUUGAUAUGUGCUCGUGGGAGACUUUUGGCGGAAAUUUAAAUCUAUUUAAGGCUUUUGUCUGCAGACGAUGGUCUGCAUCAGGCUCACACCUGUCAAUUUACACGCUCAGAUUCUACGAGGGUGGAGGUGCAUGUGGUCAGGUGGAGCACGGCUCACAGUGUGUGCACGAGGCAGCUUUCUGGUUUUUCUGUCACAGAAAUGUUUUUUUUCUAUAAAAAUAUUAUUUGUUUUGUAAACAAAGACUCAAAAGCGCCAUCUAGUGGUGGUAGCAGUGAAAGAACGCUCUCAGAUCCUGAUGACCCACUUCCUGUCUGCGCGUGGGUAAACCAGCUGUGGGGGGGGGGGGUCGGUUUGGUUCCUGUGGAUGUUGCACUGACGUCGUAAUUUCAGAGCGAUUUCUUCCUCAGAUUGGAACUAAAGGAGGAGGGGGGGGGGCUGUUUGGAGUGCAGGAGGACGCUGCACCACAGCAUGAUCCAUCCCAGCUCAUUUCUGCUGUUUGAGACCUGAACUUCAGUUUAUGCAACACUUGAAUUUUUAUAAAGACAGUAACUUUCCAUCUGUUUGGUUUAUCUUCUCCCAAAAACGUCACUCGCGUUCAGUGCUUUAGUGUUUAUUACCCCUCCCCCCUCCUGAAGCUUAAAAUUUCUGCACAAAGACACAAAAACAAAACUAUGCAUCGAGAUAAUUGGCUUCAAGAUUGUUCAGGUUUAUAUGAAAAAUGUUGAUCUUCAUUUCAAAUAAAGUCCUUCUUCAAACCGA
Messenger RNA from Oryzias melastigma (Indian medaka), 3947 nucleotides. Its product is annotated as USP6 N-terminal-like protein. The transcript is spliced from 14 exons. Bases 333 to 2543 code for a protein of 736 amino acids. NCBI's taxonomy places the organism in Eukaryota, Metazoa, Chordata, Actinopteri, Beloniformes, Adrianichthyidae. The record is from RefSeq and is a predicted model, not a curated record.